Molecule: messenger RNA, 2039 nt
Organism: Cydia amplana
Lineage: Eukaryota; Metazoa; Arthropoda; Insecta; Lepidoptera; Tortricidae
Product: nucleosome assembly protein 1-like 1
Exons: 9
Coding region: 132-1271 (379 amino acids)
Biological process (GO): nucleosome assembly
Cellular component (GO): nucleus; chromatin
Molecular function (GO): chromatin binding; histone binding
Source: RefSeq, a predicted model, not a curated record
UCCAAUCAUCCGUUCAUUUCAUUCACUUUGUGCCAAUCACAUUGUCUCUCGCUUUGCUGCCGUUUGAUUUCUCAGUUCACGCACCGCCAUCUUUCUUUUCCAACCAAUUUUGUCUGCAGCGAGGAGAAACCAUGGGUACUGUUGAGCGUGCUGGUGAUGCGACCUCGGAGGUGGAGUCCGGCGAGGAGGAGGAGAUUGUUGGUGGUGGUGAACUGGCGCAGCACCUCAUGAAAAGUGGCAUGACCCGCGGCGAGAUGCUAGCGGCCAUCACCAACCGCAUCCACGCGGAGGCCAUAGCGUCGCUCCCUCCCAACGUGAGACGGCGGGUUCGGGCGCUCCGGGCGCUCCAGAAGGAAUUCGUCGACGUCGAGUCCAAGUUCUACAGCGAGGUGCACCAGUUGGAGUGCAAAUAUGAGAAGCUGUACAAGCCAUUGUUUGAGAAGCGCGCUCAAAUCGUGAACGGCGCCUACGAGCCUACGGACAACGAGUGCCUGAACCCGUGGCGCGACGAGACUGAGGAGGAGGAGUUAGCCCGCGCCGUGCAGCAGGCCGCGCUCACCGACGGCGAGGACAAGAAAGACGGGGAGGCGGCCAAACCGCCCGCUGAGCCCCCAAUGGACCCCAACGUUAAAGGAGUGCCCGACUUCUGGUACACGAUAUUCAGAAACGUGUCCAUGCUGUGCGAGAUGAUGCAGGAACAUGACGAGCCUAUCCUUAAGACCUUGCAGGAUAUUAAAGUCCUAAUGCACGAAGAUCCGAUCGGCUUUACGCUGGAGUUCCACUUCGCGCCUAACGACUAUUUCACAAACACGGUGCUAACUAAGGAGUACUCCAUGAAGUGCAAGCCUGAUGAGGAGAACCCACUAGAAUUUGAAGGCCCCGAAAUCUAUUCAUGCAAGGGCUGCGAAAUCAACUGGAAAAAGGGGAAGAACGUGACAGUCAAGACGAUAAAGAAGAAACAGAAACACAAGUCCCGUGGGUCUGUGCGCACGGUCACCAAGUCUGUGCAGGCGGACUCAUUUUUCAACUUUUUCUCGCCGCCGGCCAUGCCAGAGGACCCUAACUCCACUCUAGCGUCCGAUAUCCAGGCGCUACUGACGGCGGACUUCGAGAUCGGCCACUACAUCCGCGAGCGCGUCGUGUCCCGCGCCGUGCUGCUGUACACGGGCGAGGGGCUCGACGACGAUGAUGAUGAUGAUUACGAGGAGGAGGAGGAUUCGUAUUCCGACGAGGACUCUGGUACCGAGGAAGUCUCGGACGCGGACGACUGAUGCGACCCCUAGCCUUAUGUAGCACCGAGAGGCCUUUAUGCGCACAUAUCUAGCACAUAUUUAGAUACUAAACACUAUAUCGCCUAGCGACAAGUGAUAGGCUGUUAAUACUCUACAAUGAACCCGGUAGAAUUAUAAAUUCAUAGUUAACGCCGCUAGAUGUUAUUAGGAUAUACUCGCGACCCUGAUCUAUGCAUGGUUUAUCCUCUGACCGGAUAAAUAUGUAGUAGACCAACCGGUUGGCAGCUCGCGAGAGGUGCCUUAGAUGCACGACUUUGCAUGUCUGUUAAGAUAAAUUUAUUGCAUUUCUAGUUUAUUUUAUACAAUAAUUUCGUUUUUAUUUAUUAUUAUAAUAUUAAUAUGAUAGUGUAGAGUGUAUUUUUCUUUACUCGUUUUACAUAUUUGAUUGUACUUUAAAUUUUAAUGUGAUAUUACGAUUCACGAAGGCUAUUAAUGUUUUUUCUACUAUGUAUGAAAUUAAGUGUCAUUCCAUCGUGAAGUUGUCGCCGUGCGACUGAAUCUCUAGUGCCAAAUGCAUUUCUACUCGAGCAUCGCAAUACCUGUGAUCUUUCUCUCAAAGAUAUAUUUUAAUAGUGACUUGACAAUAGCUAGAUCGAUAGUCGUAUAAUUUAUUUAUGAAACUUUUUAUUGAAGUUAGCAUAAUAUCGUCAAGUGUAGCAGCUCGUCAGGUAGUUUUACAUAAUGGUUAGGUAUGGCUUGUUUUGGCAUGAUGUCGCUAAAAUGUCAAUAAAAAUUAUAUGCUUUUUA